AUGUCCCAUAUUCGCAAGUAUUCAGUUUGUGUUGGUCCGGAGCGAGGUUAUCGACGAACGAAGAAUGUCAAGCGUGUGAAGCCAUCAAACUCCAAUGGUCACUCUGGGAAACAAUCGAAGUUUAUACGGAGCCUCGUUCGUGAAAUUGUUGGAUUCGCUCCAUUUGAGAGACGUGCUUUGGAGUUACUGAAAAACGACAGGGAGAAGCGUGCCUUGAAGUUCCUUAAGACCCGAAUUGGCGGACAUCGGCGUGGAAAAAAGAAGAGGGAAGAGCUCAUGAGUGUGGUGAAGAGUCUUCGUCAUAAGUAA
Molecule: messenger RNA, 309 nt
Organism: Echinococcus granulosus
Lineage: Eukaryota; Metazoa; Platyhelminthes; Cestoda; Cyclophyllidea; Taeniidae
Product: 60S ribosomal protein L36
Exons: 2
Coding region: 1-309 (102 amino acids)
Biological process (GO): cytoplasmic translation
Cellular component (GO): cytosolic large ribosomal subunit; ribosome
Molecular function (GO): structural constituent of ribosome
Source: RefSeq, a predicted model, not a curated record